Messenger RNA from Stylophora pistillata, 1594 nucleotides. RefSeq lists its product as uncharacterized. Gene Ontology annotation, cellular component: membrane. The record is from RefSeq and is a predicted model, not a curated record. NCBI's taxonomy places the organism in Eukaryota, Metazoa, Cnidaria, Anthozoa, Scleractinia, Pocilloporidae.
UGAUUCAAGCGUCACCUAGUUUUGUUUCAUUGAUAUGUGAACGCAACUUCGAGCGUUUCAAAAUGUGCCUUUGCCCAGAGGAAUUUGCAUUCCGUCGCCUGAAAUUGAGCCAUCCUUAUGCCAGUGCGUUUGCGACAUCGCCGUGGCUACCCCUUCCCUUGUUCCUCAUUUACCGCCUCAUUGCAGCCUUCUAUUUUCUGUCAUGGUUAAUCUACAGUGGCUUCAACGAUGGUAACUACUGGUUUAUUUUCCUCAGUAACUGGGUCCUCACCUUUGUAACCGCUCACUUUCUACUAGCCAUGUUCAUCACUACUCACUACUGCUGCGGAUCUGGAGUCGAAGACGACCCGGCGGGCUACGGACCUCGUCGUUUCAAGUCGGAAACCUACAUCGUGGGACUGUCCUCCGAAGAUGAGAACGACACCGAAGACGAAGGGACAUCCUAUGCCACUAAAGAAGACGACGAAGACGCGCUAAGCUGGCCACAGAAGUUAUUGUGGUUAUCUUUCAACAUAGGAAGUGUAACUUCGCUGGUAAUCACCAUUCUCUAUUGGUCAGUGCUGUAUCCUGUAAAAGGUGGAGCAAUCGAUGGUUUGAAUAUAAAUGAACAUAUUUUAGCUGCCGUUUUUAUGCUGGUAGAAGUCAUAUUCAGUAAUAUUCCAAUCCGUCUCUUGCAUUUUUUGUAUCCCCAUGCGUUCUCUUCGAUCUACGUGCUUUUUAGCGUGAUUUACUGGGGCGCUGGAGGCAAGAAUAAGGAAGGCCUGAAUUACAUUUACAAGAUCAUUGAUUACGAAAAAGAACCACACCAUGCCAUUUUUGUGGUGUUCUUUUUGUUGAUCGUAAUGCAAACAUUAGUGCAUCUGUUCCACUUUAUGUUGUUCAGAGUUAGGGCGUGGCUCAUAUCUAAAUUCCAGUGAAGCCCAGUGAACUCUAGUUAGCAAUGAACGUUAAGAGGGCUUGCAAAACGUUAAGAAUGCAGUUAAGCUUAGUGAGAUGCAAAGUCUACCAGAAAUAUUUAGUUGCUGAAAUUUCAGCCACUUUCGAACGAAGAACUUUUUAAAUAGUUGAGUCCCGUACCCAAAGAAAAUGAAUUUAUAGAUUUUGCUGAAAGACCUAAAAGUGGGACGAUGGGGUAUCCUGUUUACUAAAGAGUUUUCUAGUAGAUUAAGGGAACCAUUUGUUCAUUUGUUUUUUGGCCAACGUUGUCAACAUUUUUUUAUCGCCUUAUUCAGUUCUUAAAAUAAAUAGUCGAUUACGUACCCAUUUUAACCCUAGUGAGAAUUUUUGUAGCAUUUAUUCACUUAAAUAUGAUGCUCGCAGUUUGAUGAACAUUGUGCUAUAGGAAGGGUCUUAGCCAGCUGCUGUGUUCUUGCCUUUUCGAGAGAUUUUAAGUGACGAGUUAGAUGGUUAAAAAAUGACCUCGAUACAUGUGGGUUUUUAAGGAAAGUCGAAAUUGUCCAUUGGGAUACGGAUGACCCUAAAAGCAUGUAUACGAGUCGAUACUAAAAUUGUAUUCGCAUUAGCCAGUUUUCCUUGUUUACGGCCUAACGCCUCAUUUUUAAUAAACAAGAUUACCAUUAAAAAUGUAAAAUAU